ACACAAACACACACUCACACAACACUCCAAUCUUCGCACUUCACAUUCUCAUCACAAUACCAGCAAUGUCUACUCUGAUCGUGCCACCCCAUGUCCCUUCUGUUGCUGAUGACUCUGAACAACUCCACAAAGCCUUUGAAGGAUGGGGAACAAAUGAACAUUUGAUUAUAUCAAUUUUGGCUCAUAGGAAUGCCGGCCAGCGUAGGGCCAUUCGACAUGCUUAUGCUGAGACUUAUGGGAAAGAUCUCCUCAAAGACCUAGACAAGGAGCUUUCCAGCGAUUUUGAGAGGUUGGUUCUGCUUUGGACAUUGGACCCUCCUGAACGUGAUGCAGUUUUGACCGAUGAAGCUACGAAGAAAUGGACAAAAAGCAAUCAGGUUCUUGUGGAGAUAGCUUGUACAAGGCCAUCAAAAGGAUUGAUUUUGGUCAGGGAAGCUUAUCAUUCUCGUUUUAAGAGAUCCCUUGAAGAGGAUGUUGCAUAUCACACAACUGGGGACUUUCGUAAGCUCCUGUUGCCGCUAGUCAGCUCAUAUAGGUAUGAAGGUGAUGAGGUAAACUUGCGCCUUGCAAAGUCAGAGGCUAAGAUACUCCAUGAGAAGAUUAAGGGGAAGCAUUACAGUGAUGAUGAUGUAAUUAGAAUUGUGGCCACAAGGAGCAAAGCACAGGUCAAUGCAACAUUGAAUGAAUACAAGAAUGAGUUUGGUAGUGAUAUAAUCAAGGAUUUGGAACAUGACGAUGACAAUGAGUUCCUUCCUAUAUUAAAAGCCACUUUUGAGUGUUUGGUCUACCCUGAGAACUACUUUGAGAAAGUUCUUCGCGAAGCAAUCAACAAGAGGGGGACUGAUGAAGGUGCUCUCACCAGAAUUGUCGCUACAAGGGCCGAGGUCGACUUGAAGAUUGUCAAGGACCUUUAUCACAAGAGAAACAGUGUCCCUCUGCACCGUGCCAUUGUCAAGGACACACACGGAGAUUACGAGAAAAUGCUUGUUGCUCUGAUUGGUGAGGAUGAUGCUUGAAGAUCAAUAAUAAUCUAAUAGCAGUCAAGUUCUAUGCGCUUGUUAUUAGCGUUAUGCCUGUUAUCCCGCUUGAACAAGAACUUAGUUUGCCCUGUUCUUCAAUGUGGUGGUGUGAUUUGUUGAGCUUUGGUUUGCGAGUAUUCUGUCAUCAUCAAUAAUAUAACUUGUAUGUUCGGAUGCUGGAGAUUGAAGCUGUACUUGCACGUUUGUCCUCUUUGAUAAUAAUAAAAAAAUUUUGCAUCUA
This is a messenger RNA of Coffea eugenioides, 1260 nucleotides long. Its product is annotated as annexin D1-like. Gene Ontology annotation, cellular component: cytoplasm. The coding region runs from base 66 to 1016 and encodes 316 amino acids. The transcript has 5 exons. Gene Ontology annotation, molecular function: calcium-dependent phospholipid binding; calcium ion binding. Lineage: Eukaryota; Viridiplantae; Streptophyta; Magnoliopsida; Gentianales; Rubiaceae. The record is from RefSeq and is a predicted model, not a curated record.